Messenger RNA from Colletotrichum truncatum, 1068 nucleotides. RefSeq names its product deuterolysin metalloprotease. Gene Ontology annotation, biological process: proteolysis. Gene Ontology annotation, molecular function: metalloendopeptidase activity. Lineage: Eukaryota; Fungi; Ascomycota; Sordariomycetes; Glomerellales; Glomerellaceae. The record is from RefSeq and is a predicted model, not a curated record.
AUGGUUGCCAAAGCCCUGUCUGUCGCUCUCCUUGCUGGUGCUGCAUCAGCCACCUGCCCUCUCUCAGUCGAGAUUACCGAUUCAAACAACCAUGUUGUCAAUGUCGCAGUCACGAACACGGGUAACGAGACUCUCUCGGUCUUCAAGGGUAACACUGUUUUCAGUGACCACGCCACCAAGGAUCUCUUGGUGACCGAUGCAGAGGGCAAUGCACUUCCUUUCGAAGGCAUCUAUGUCAACUACAAGCGUACAGGGCUUGCGGCUAGCUCUUUCCAGAAGAUUGAGGCUGGGCAGACAAUCACGAUUCCUGUCAACGCAGCCAAGAGCUACAAACUCCACGGCAUUGGACAAGCUAAGGUCACUGCUAUUCAAGGCUUCCGCUACGCAACGGGAACCAACACGCCCUCUUCUUUCAAAGAGUUGGCUUCUUGUGCGGAUUUGACUUCUGGCGAAGUUGAAGUCGCCCCUGACCAAGCUGUUGCGGCAGAGCAACACAUUUCUCGCAGACAUGAGAUGCCCGCCUCGUCUCGAAUCCAGAAGCGCGCAAUCACGUAUUCGUCUUGUUCCACUUCGCAAACUAGCGCUUUGAAGACUAGUGUUUCCGAUGCUAUUUCUAUGGCCAAUGCUGCUUACACGGCCGCUGGUUCCGCAGCUUACUACUUCACUACUUGGUUCAUCUCAACCUCCAACGAGUCCAAGGUCCGAAGCAUCUACAACAAGGUGGCCAACGUGCAGACCACAUCACCCAAGAUCUCUUGCACCGACACUUACAGCGAUUGCACGGACGGCUCUGCUUUGCUCUACACUGUCCCUUCCGAUAAUGUUAUCGUUCCGUGCCCCAACAACGGCUUCUGGGACUUCCCUGAGUUCGCAGCCCAAUGCUCGGGCGACGAUUACGACAGGGCGGGCAGCGUCCUCCAUGAGAUGACACACUUGUACGGCACUACCGAUUGGGCCUACGGUCCGACUGCCGCCAAGGCUCUGUCGGCUACGAAGGCUGCCGCCAACGCAGAUACUUAUGAGAUGUACGCUGAAAGCGUUCGUCUUGGAGGCUGCACCACUGGCUAA